AUGACCGCUGCUGGUCCCCUCUUACUGGCUGUGAUAUCGUCUCUCCUGUGGCUCACGCGGGGCUUCGACCCGGCUCCCAGCGCCUGCUCCGCUCUGGCCUCUGGCGUCCUCUACGGCUCCUUCUCCCUCAAGGACCUCUUCCCCACCAUCUCCUCCGGCUGCUCCUGGACCCUGGAGAACCCCGACCCCACCAAGUACUCGCUCUACCUCCGCUUCAACCGGGAGGAGCAGGUCUGCACCCACUUCUCGCCCAUGGUGCUGCCGCUCGACCACUACCUGGCCAACUACACCUGCGACCCCCGCGGCGAGGCCGCCAGCCCCCCGCCCGCCCGCCAGCGGCCAGAGGAGGAGGAAGAGGAGGAGGAAGCCGAGCUGGAGCUGUGCGAGGGCGCGGGGCCCUUCACUUUCCUCCAUUUCGACAAGAACUUUGUGCAGCUGUGCCUGGCGGCCGAGCCCGAGGCGGCCCCCCGCCUCCUGGCCCCCCAAGCCCUGGAAUUCCGUUUCGUGGAGGUGCUGCUCAUCAACAACAACAACUCCAGCCAGUUCACCUGCAGCGUGCUCUGCCGCUGGCUGGAGGAGUGCCUGCAGGCUCCCGGCGCCCGCCGCUGCGGCUUCACCCACGCCGGUUGCAGCUGCCAGGCGGAGAGCCCGCCGGCACCCCGGCGCAACGGCAAUGCGGUCGAGGAGAACCAGAAGGUGAAAACCCAGUGGCCACGGUCAGCGGACGAGCCAGGCGUCUACAUGGCCCAAACAGGGGACCCGGCGGCGGAGGAAUGGUCCCAGUGGAGCGUCUGCUCCCUGACGUGCGGGCAGGGAUCCCAGGUGCGGACGCGCUCCUGCGUCUCCUCGCCCUACGGGACGCUGUGCAGCGGGCUGCUCCGGGAGACGCGGACCUGCAAUAACACGGCUACCUGCCCAGUUCACGGCGUGUGGGAGGAGUGGUCCCCGUGGAGCCUGUGCUCGGUGACCUGCGGGCGAGGGUCCAGGACCAGGACGCGGCGGUGCGUGGCCCCGCGGCACGGAGGGAAAGCCUGCGAGGGCCCCGAGCUGCAGGCCAAGUCCUGCAAUAUUGCGAGCUGCCCGGUGGAAGGGCAGUGGCUGGAGUGGGGCGCCUGGAGCCGCUGCUCCGUCACCUGCGCCAACGGCACGCAGCAGCGGACGCGCAAGUGCAGCGUCUCGGCCCACGGCUGGGCCGAGUGCCGGGGGGCCCACGCCGACGCCCGGGAGUGCUCCAAUCCCACCUGUCCCACCGACAGCAAGUGGGGUCCCUGGAACCACUGGAGCCUCUGCUCCAAGACCUGCGACACCGGCUGGCAGCGCCGCUUCCGCAUGUGCGAGGGCACCGGUGUGCAAGGCUACCCCUGCGAGGGCACCGGCGAGGAGGUGAAGACCUGCAAUGAGAAGAAGUGCCCAGCCUACCACGAGAUGUGCAAGGACGAGUACGUCAUGCUGAUGACCUGGAAGAAAACAGCUGCCGGCGAGAUCAUCUACAACAAAUGUCCCCCCAACGCCACGGGGUCCGCCAGCCGCCGGUGCCUGCUGAGCCCCCACGGGGUUGCCUACUGGGGUGUGCCCAGUUUCGCCCGCUGCAUCUCCCACGAGUACCGAUACUUGCAUCUCUCACUGCGGGAGCACCUGGCCAAGGGGCAGCGGGUGCUGGCGGGUGAAGGCAUGUCGCAGGUGGUGCGGAGCCUGCUGGAGCUCAUGGCCCGCAAGACCUACUACAGCGGGGACCUGCUCUUCUCCGUGGAGAUCCUGCGCAACGUCACCGACACCUUCAAGAGGGCCACCUACACCCCGUCCUCUGAGGACGUGCAGCGCUUCUUCCAGGUGGUGAGCUACAUGGUGGACGCGGAGAACCGGGACAAGUGGGAGGAUGCCCAGCAGGUCUCGCCUGGCUCUGUGCACCUGAUGAAGGUGGUGGAGGACUUCAUCCACCUGGUGGGGGACGCGCUGAAGGCUUUCCAGAGCUCCCUCAUCGUCACCGACAACCUGGUGAUCAGCAUCCAGAGGGAGCCCGUCUCCGCCGUCUCCAGCGACAUCAACUUCCCCAUGAAGGGACGCCGGGGCAUGAAGGAUUGGGCCCGCAGCUCCGAGGACAAGCUCUUCAUCCCCAGGGAGGUGCUCAGCCUCGCCUCUGCCGGUGAGGCAGGGCUGGGGCCGCAGGAGCGAGCACGCUCUGCGUGUGCCCCACGCGUGUGCCGGGCGCUGGAUCACGGCGCCGCUCUCCCUUCCCCUCUCUCUGCAGAAACGGAUGAGUCGUCCCACUUCGUCAUCGGGGCCGUGCUGUACCGCACGCUGGGACUGAUCCUGCCCCCGCCCAGGACCCCCCUGGCCGUCACCUCCAAGGUGCUGAUGGUGACGGUGCGCCCGCCGACCAAGCCGGCGGAGCCCCUCGUCCUGGUGGAGCUCUCCCACAUCAUCAACGGCACAUCCCACCCGCAGUGCGUCACCUGGGACUACUCAAGGACGGAUGCUGGCUUGGGAAACUGGGACACGGAGAGCUGCCAAACCCUGGAGACCCUCCCAGCGCACACCAAAUGCCAGUGCCGCCAGCUCGCCACCUUCGCCGUCCUCGCCCAGCUGCCCAGAGACCUGGCCAUGGACCCCUCGGGCACGCCGUCGGUGCCGCUGAUGAUCGGCUGUGCCGUCUCCUGCAUGGCCCUGCUGACCCUGCUGGUGAUCUACGCUGCUUUCUGGAGGUUCAUCAAGUCGGAGCGCUCCAUCAUCCUGCUCAAUUUCUGUGUCUCCAUCCUGGCCUCCAACAUCCUCAUCCUCGUGGGCCAGUCUCAGAUGCUCAGCAAGGGUGUUUGCACCAUGACGGCCGCCUUCCUCCACUUCUUCUUCCUCUCGUCCUUCUGCUGGGUGCUGACGGAGGCCUGGCAGUCCUACCUGGCGGUGAUCGGCCGGAUCCGGACACGCCUGGUCAGGAAACGCUUCCUGUGCUUGGGAUGGGGCUUGCCAGCCCUCGUGGUCGCAGUUUCCGUCGGCUUCACGCGGACCAAAGGCUACGGGACAGCGAGCUACUGCUGGCUCUCGCUGGAGGGCGGUUUGCUCUAUGCCUUCGUGGGACCCGCUGCUGUCAUCGUGCUGGUGAACAUGCUGGUCGGCAUCAUCGUGUUCAACAAGCUCAUGUCCCGCGAUGGCAUUUCAGAUAAGUCCAAAAAGCAGCGAGCUGGCUCCAAGCCCCCACCCUGCGGCAGCCUGCUGCUGAAAUGCACCAAGUGCGGCGUGGUGUCCAGCGCGGCCAUGACCUCCGCCACCGCCAGCAGCGCCAUGGCAUCGCUGUGGAGCUCCUGCGUGGUCCUGCCUCUGCUGGCGCUGACCUGGAUGUCGGCCGUGCUCGCCAUGACCGACCGGCGCUCCAUCCUCUUCCAGGUCCUCUUCGCCGUCUUCAACUCCGUCCAGGGCUUCGUCAUCAUCACCGUACACGGGUUCCUGCGCCGAGAGGUCCAGGACGUGGUGAAGUGCCAGAUGGGGGGGUGCAGGAGCGAGGAGAAUGAAAACUCGCCCGACUCCUGCAAGAACGGGCAGGUGCAGAUCCUGACAGAUUUUGAAAAGGAUGUUGACCUGGCGUGUCAGACAGUGCUGUUCAAGGAGGUGAACACCUGCAAUCCCGCCACCAUCACGGGCACCUUGUCCCGCAUCUCCCUGGACGGGGACGAAGACCCCAAGCUCAACACCACCUCGGAGGGUGGCCUGGGUUUCUCCAGCCUGCCGGGAAACAUCCCUCCUGCCAGCAUCCUGGUCCAGGUCCCCAAGAUGACGCCCAACGUGGUGGCAGGCUUGAGCGAGCUGGGAGAGCCGCCGGCACAGCCGCUCAGCCUGGAAGCGCCGGGUCCCGUCUACCUGUGCACGGAGAGCAGCCUGCGGCCCCUGGAAUACGGCUGGCUGCGGGCCCCCGAACCCCCACGGGAAAGCGACUACAUGAUGCUCCCCCGCCGGACCGGCAGCCUCAAGCCCUUCCCGCGGGAGGAGAGCACCCUCGGUCCCGGCGCCGAGGAAGGGGUGCCCGGCGGGACGGGGCGCCCGACGGCCGAGGGGGACGCCUACCCCGGCUUCGUGGCGGUGGAUCACAUCAACGUGAACUUGAACCAACCCUACGGGACGGUGAAGGCCCCUUACGGCCUCCAGUUCAAGCAGCACCCCACCGUGCGGCAGAUCCUGGCCUCGGAGCUGUCGGAACGCAGCCGCACCAUGCCCCGCACCGUCCCCGGCUCCGCCAUGAAAGUGGGGUCCCUGGAGAGGAAGAGGUUGCGAUACUCGGAUCUGGACUUCGAGAAGGUGAUGCACACGCGGAAACGCCACUCUGAGCUCUACCACGAGCUCAACCAGAAGUUUCACACGCUGGACCGGUACCGGGCUCCGGCUGCCGGCUCCUCCAAGCGAGAAAAGCGGUGGAGCGUCUCAUCGGGCGGUGGGGAGAAGAGCACGGCCAAUGAUGCGGCCGGCCCCGAGGAGCAGCAGCCGCAGGCACCGGCCGCGCCGCCGAAGCCAUGGAGCACGUUCAAGGCGAUGACGCUGGGCUCCCUGCCCAGUGCCCAGCGGGACCGGCUGGAGCUGCGCUGUGCGGACUGGGAGGGCCCCUGCGCCGGCCUGGAUGCGGCCGACGGUGACUUCCAGACAGAGGUGUGA
Messenger RNA from Haliaeetus leucocephalus (bald eagle), 4635 nucleotides. RefSeq names its product brain-specific angiogenesis inhibitor 2 (gene ADGRB2). Gene Ontology annotation, biological process: G protein-coupled receptor signaling pathway; negative regulation of angiogenesis; cell surface receptor signaling pathway. Lineage: Eukaryota; Metazoa; Chordata; Aves; Accipitriformes; Accipitridae. The coding region runs from base 1 to 4635 and encodes 1544 amino acids. The record is from RefSeq and is a predicted model, not a curated record. Gene Ontology annotation, molecular function: G protein-coupled receptor activity. The transcript has 31 exons. Gene Ontology annotation, cellular component: plasma membrane.